Molecule: messenger RNA, 2599 nt
Organism: Homarus americanus (American lobster)
Lineage: Eukaryota; Metazoa; Arthropoda; Malacostraca; Decapoda; Nephropidae
Product: sodium-coupled monocarboxylate transporter 1-like
Exons: 12
Coding region: 78-2027 (649 amino acids)
Biological process (GO): sodium ion transport; transmembrane transport
Cellular component (GO): membrane
Molecular function (GO): symporter activity
Source: RefSeq, a predicted model, not a curated record
CAGGCCCAGUCACUAUCGCGCAGCCUAACAGAGCGGAACUUCCCUGGAGGAAUCAUCUUCAACUCGCAUCAGGAAUCAUGGCGGAGGUGGUAGAAGCGACGGUGGUCGUGGAAGAGUUAGGUCCCGCACAGUUCGGUGCGGUGGAUUAUAUCGUCUUCAUUCUGCUGGUGGUGGUAUCGAUGGGCAUAGGCGUGUACAGUGCUCUCAGGAACCGGGGCAACUCCUCCACCCAAGAGUACCUGCUGGGGGGCGGACAGAUGCCUCUCCUCCCCGUCACCCUAUCACUCAUCGGUGGGGUGGUAUCCGCCCUCUCUAUCCUUGGUAAUGCGACAGAGAUGUACUUUUAUGGGACCCAGCUGAGUAUGAACCUACUGGGGUGUGUGAUAGGGACCUUUCUGGUGCAAGUCCUCAUCAUUCCUGUGAUCUGUCAACUUCAAAUGGUGUCUAUGAUGCAGUACCUAGAGAUGCGGUUCCAUUCAACAGCAUUACGGAAGAUAGGAACCCUCUGCCAGCUGAUAGCAAUGUUUUUCUUCCUGGGAAUCUGCCUCUACGCUCCCUCCCUCGCCCUCUCCUCUGUGACUUCCCUCCCCACCUGGGCGUCUGUCGUCGUCAUGGGAUUCAUCUGCACAAUCUAUGUCACUAUUGGAGGAGUGAAGGCAGUUGUGUACACAGACGUGAUCCAGACGAUGGUCAUGUUGUUUGGUGUACUGGCAGUGGUGAUCCAGUGUAUCUACCAGCUGGGCGGGUUCCAGGCCGUGUGGCACACCUCGCAGCUGGGAAAUCGCAUCGAGUUUUUUAACAUGGACCCGAGCCCCUUCGUGCGUCACACCGUGUGGUCGACGCCGAUAUUGGGCAUCUACUUCAUCAUCAGUGUAGUUGGUCUCUCUCAACCUCAGUAUCAGCGCUGUGCCUCCUUAAAAAACACCCAAGAGCGUAAAUGGCUCCUCAGACUUUUCAUUGUGGGACUGUUGUUGUUGUGGGGGUUGUUCUACCUGUCUGGCCUAGUUGCUUAUGCAACUUACAGUAAGUGUGAUCCGCUCACCUCAGGGAAGAUAACAAAGGCUGAUCAAAUCAUUCCAUACCUGGUGAUGGACAAGCUGGGUCACAUGCAGGGCAUGGGGGGGCUGUUUGUGGCAGCUGUGUAUGGUGGCGUUCUCAGUUCCAUGUCGUCUCAGGCCAACUCAAUUGCUUGUAUCAUAUGGGAAGACUUCCUGAAGGAUCAACCAUACUUCAAGACCUUCAGCAACACUGCCGCCACCAACACUGUCAAGUUGCUCUCUGCAGUCACAGGGAUACUGUCAGUGGGUUGUGGUUUGCUGUCAGGACAACUGGGCUCGCUGUUUAACGUGGCGUACAGCAUCAACGGUGCCCUGAAGGGACCGCUAGAUGGUGUCUUCCUUACUGGAAUUCUUGUGCCUUGGGCCAACAAGAAGGGUGCAUUAGCUGGGCUGAUCAUAUCAUCUACUUUCAACAUGUGGCUGGUGAUUGGCAAGUUUAUCCAAGGUGGUGGCACACCUCCAUACCUUCCUCUCUCUACUGAAGGUUGCCUUGUAAAUGGCUCACAUCCUUUACUUAUCAACAGUACUACAGCCUACAGCUUCCCUAACUCUCCCACCACCACAGUUCCUUCAUCCUACACCUCUACAGGCAUCAAUCCUGUCGCCAGCACUCAUAACCCUCAAAUUGAAGCAAUAGAUGUCAGUUCUACCAGCCACACCAUCUAUGACAUCUCCUACUGCUACAGUGGCAUUAUGGGUGUCAUCAUCACCAUGGUGAUCAGCAGCCUUGUCUCUCUCUGUACAGGCCCUGUUGCUCCAAAGAAUGUAAACAAGAAAUUGGUAAACUUGACGUGUGCCAGACUGCAUCAUCAACUGUGGCAACUCUUGCCCAAUCAUGACUCUUAUAGCAAUGACAUGGAGGAUAAAGUUGCACCUAACUUGACCACAUCAGCCAGCACUGGUCUUGAUGAUGUUCAACAGCUGACCAAAAAACAAACUGGAAGCAGAGAAGAUUACCCCAACCUGUGACACUCAAGUAGUGAUAAUAAUCCCAAGAUCUAAGGACUACUGUACACAACACUUGACACUCACAGAAUGACAGUAACCACAAGAUUCAUUUUCUGUAAUCUGGUUGGUAAUGAUACUGAGAUAAUACAAGGACUAAUCCAAGUUGGUAAUACUCUUGUAGUAACUGAAAUAGAGAUUCAGGUACCAAUGAAAUUAAAUGCACUUAAGUAAUGAUGAAAACUCACAGAUCCAGGGACUGUAUACCAUUUGAUAACACUUAUGGCAUGACAAGUGAUGUGGACAUUUAAAGAUCCUUAACUGCUUGAGGACUGUUAAUCUGCUGAGGCAUUUAAUGGUAAUGGUGACCUGAAACUCAAGAGAUUGUGUAGUGUUGUAAGACAACAGUACAAAUUGCCCUCAUUACUGUUUUAUCUUUGGCCUUACUGUUGCAUGUGAAUAAACAGUAAUUGUGCCUUUUUAUAGUAGUACACUUAAGGACAGAUUGCAUUUCACAUAGUAUAAUAAGCAUUAUUUUUAUGUACUUUGAUAUACAAUUUUGAACUCUUGCACACUAAAUGGAUUCAGGAAACUGU